GUAACAGGACUGAUGUUCGACCGCGACUUCGGGCCAAGAUCGAGACUUCAGAGAACCGUUCCCGGAAGUGCUUCGAGUCCCGAAGAGCCCGAGCCCCGUCCCGAGGCCUGGGGGAAACGGUGUGGAAAAGCGCGGCGGCCACGUCCUCCCCAGGAAGGGAGCUGCGGCUGCUGCGGAAGUCCGGACGUUUCGCGCGCGUCCCCGGAUGUGGUGGGUCGGUGGGCAGGGCCUCGGACGCGGCCAUCAAUCGGAAGCUGCGCGCUCCCCGCAGAGGCUUUCGGCUCCGUCACCGUCCCCACGACCCCCGUCAUGGAGCUGACCCCGCUGACGUCGCUACUGAGGGGCCACCGCGUGGUGCUGGCGAGCACGUCUCCGCGGAGGAGGGACAUCCUAGAACUCGCGGGUCUAAAGUUUGACGUCAUCCCGUCCCGGUUCGAGGAGGUGCGCGUGACGUCAUCGCGCUGCCCGGGCUCCUUCGCCCUGGAGAUGGCGACUGGGAAGGCAAUGGAAGUUGCGCACCGUAUGUGCCCGGCGGACCAGCUGGAACCUGUCGUGGUCAUUGGUGCGGACACAGUGGUGGCCGUGGAUGGUCGGAUACUGGGGAAACCUUCGGACCAAGAGGAAGCUUUUUGGAUGUUGAGCAGUCUGAGUGGGAAGGAGCAUGGUGUGUUCACAGGAGUGGCCUUGGUGACAUGGUCAGGUCGUGACCUGGAACCGAAAGUGCGUGGCUUCUUUGAGGAGACUCGAGUCACUUUCUCGAGACUGUCUGAGGCAUUGAUUCGGGAGUAUGUGGACACCGGGGAGCCCAUGAUUCCCCCUCAACCGCUUCUGCCGGGAACUUCAGGGGAUGCUGACAGGAAACAACCACUUGGAGACAGGAAACAUGUGAGACACGUGAAACAGGUGAUCGGACACAGGAAACAGCAGGUUAGAGACAGGAAACAGCCUCUCAGAGACAGGAAGUCGGGAUGGUUGGAGGCUCCGCAUCUCCUGAGUUUCAGUAUGUGGCAACACUGCCCUUUCCUAACCUUGAUGUCACCCCCUGGUCCCCUUCAGGAAUAGUCUUUCAGGACAUUUCCUGUCAGGAGACUGCCAUCAUGAAUUCCCACACCCACUGCCGUGCUUCCCAGGCUGACCCAUGACUUCUUCCGGGUCGAAGGAGACAAUUUCCCAUGCUGCCCACUUGUCCUGAGAGGUGGGACGUUUUGGGGUGGAGCCGGGCAAUAAAGAGUCGGGUUUGAGAAAUCGUA
Psammomys obesus (fat sand rat) is the source of this 1250-nucleotide messenger RNA. Its product is annotated as probable bifunctional dTTP/UTP pyrophosphatase/methyltransferase protein. The record is from RefSeq and is a predicted model, not a curated record. The coding region runs from base 13 to 1062 and encodes 349 amino acids. NCBI's taxonomy places the organism in Eukaryota, Metazoa, Chordata, Mammalia, Rodentia, Muridae. The transcript has 8 exons. Gene Ontology annotation, molecular function: nucleoside triphosphate diphosphatase activity.